AUGUCACAGUCUGAGAUAGAACAGUCGAGCCAGUCGGUGGACGAGCAUGCGCAAUUGCAGCCGGACGUGGAAACGUCGAACGAACCAGGUGCAAACUCGGGCACCUCCAAACGCAGUCCUUACGAUCAUUCACCCCAGAUACCCCAACACCUAAAUCAAUCAAAAGGAAAUUUCUAUCAGCCUUAUGCGCAAACAUCAAGCGAUCCAUUUCAAGAAUUACUUCCAAGAACUUUCUACACCAAUAAUAAUGACACCUCAUACUUUCAUCAGCCACCAUCAUAUCCUCCUCAGCCCUACAAUGGCUUUUCAUAUAAUUCCUUUUCUGCCUAUAGCAGCCGCAUGCAAUCCACACCAAUAAACAUGCUCCAUACCGGACAAGUCUCUGCAAAAAAUCCUACGUCUAUUGGCUCUCAACCGUAUUCAACUAGAGCACAGCGAUCUCCAACGCCGAACAUACAGCCGGUUGCGCCCACCCCGAAAGAAGACUACAUAGCCCAGGCUGAGCUCCAAACCGAAUCGUCGCAAACACAACAGCCCCUGCUUGUUGUCCUUGAUAUGAAUGGUACCCUAAUAUACCGGAGACGUCGUACAUUCCCACCCCAGUUUACAAAGCGUCCCGGCCUCGAUACAUUUCUCCGGUAUCUGUUUGACAACUUCAAAGUCAUGAUUUGGACUAGCUCACAGCCACGUACAGUCAAUGAGAUUCUGGGUAAACUGCUACCUCCCGCAAUGGAAAAACAGUUGGUUGGAGUAUGGUCACGCAAAGACCUCGACUUGACCUCUAAACAGUACAAUGAGAGAGUUCAAGUAUAUAAGCGUCUUGAUAAAGUAUGGGGAGAUGCACAUAUCCAGUCCCAAUACCCUAAUGUCGCCGCACAGAAUAUCAAACCGCGGAAGAAGAAAAAUAGAGUGAAGCUUCCACAGAUUCUUGGAAAUGAUGCCCAGGUUUGGGACCAGACUAAUACCAUCCUCAUCGACGACAGCAAAUUAAAAGCUGCUGCCCAACCCCAUAAUAUUAUUGAGAUACCCGAAUUCACCAACGACAGUCAAGUGGAUGAAAUCAAGAACUUAAACACUGUCAUACGUCAGCUAGAUAUACUAUCCCGCCAGAAGGACGUUAGCCGCAAGCUAAGGGAGUGGAAUCAGGGACGGCCGGAUGGAGACAGUGACAGCAUUGAGGUAGAUGCUUUCUGGAAGAAAGAGCUGGUACACUCCUCUUUGGACCUAAAUACACUUGAGUCGGUCACGUUCCAGGAAAAGACGGUUACUAGUAAUACUACCAAGACAGCGAAGGACCCUGAGGUACCCCCAUCCCUCACAAUAGAGCAACUGAUCAAUGCGGCGAAAAAAUCACACGCAACAAAUAAACAACAGAAGGGCAAUGCUACAAAGAAAGAAGCAGCUGGCGAGGAACCCAAGCGCCUUGACGACGGAAAGCCAAGACUGACCAAGAACCAAAAGCGGGCUGCAGCAAGAAGGGCAGCGAAGCUCAAGAAAGCCGGGUCUAAGAAACCUGACCCCGUUGAUAGUACAAACAAACGGGACAGGGACACUGACUCAGUAUCGAGUACCUCGAUAAGUGGUGGUGUUUUGUUGCCUACUCUCAGUAAUUGA
Molecule: messenger RNA, 1614 nt
Organism: Nannizzia gypsea CBS 118893
Lineage: Eukaryota; Fungi; Ascomycota; Eurotiomycetes; Onygenales; Arthrodermataceae
Product: NIF domain-containing protein
Exons: 2
Coding region: 1-1614 (537 amino acids)
Molecular function (GO): phosphoprotein phosphatase activity
Source: RefSeq, a predicted model, not a curated record